Molecule: messenger RNA, 2407 nt
Organism: Scomber scombrus (Atlantic mackerel)
Lineage: Eukaryota; Metazoa; Chordata; Actinopteri; Scombriformes; Scombridae
Product: multiple inositol polyphosphate phosphatase 1-like
Exons: 5
Coding region: 357-1787 (476 amino acids)
Molecular function (GO): inositol phosphate phosphatase activity; acid phosphatase activity
Source: RefSeq, a predicted model, not a curated record
AAGCAUUUUAAUCCAAACCAUGGCAAGGAUCGGUGUAUAAUCCUCAAUUUUGAAACAAUUACAUUGUAAUGUUAUCAAUGCGCAUGCGUAACAAUUCCGUAACAACAAUAAAUGGACUAUGGACAUGUUGGGAACCCUGUGUGAUGUGAUGUAGCCACUUCCUGUUUUAAAUGUUUUAUUUCACAGCCCAAACGCCUUAUUAGCACUAAAUAAUAAUGUGCUCUUAUUAUGUGACAACAAUCUCAUUUUUCGGACAGGCAUGUUUUCCUGCAUUCAAACUCAGGAAAACAAAAGACUGACUGACUGUCCCACAUGAACGACGUCACUCAGUUUUGGGUCUGGUCGGUAGCGGGGUCAUGCAGCCACGCAAACAAAUUGGCUUCAUCAUGCCGACAAUAUUUUGGAAAAUAAUAAUUAUUCAUGUCAUCACCACAAUUGGCUUUUUUUGGUGUGUUGCUGAUAGCGAUGCGACUACUGAGAAGAAUCCAGAUAUACCAGCGAUCGCCAAAUAUUUCACCACGAAAGGACGCUAUGAGGAAGUGAACCCGUAUCUCAUAGACGACAUACUCGCUGUCAACAAAUCCAUGCUUAAGCCCCCGUCUGAAAACUGUAGAGAAAUCCAUCUAACUGCAAUAAUAAGACAUGGGACCAGAUACCCGACGACCAAAAACGUCAAGAAGAUGCAGACGCUGUACAAAGUGGUGAUGAACAAUGCGUCAGGCGAACAAAGCUGGCUGCAUGAGAUCAAGACUAACUGGACUAUGUGGUACUAUGAGAACAUGGACGGCCGACUCGUCCAGAAAGGUGUUCAAGAUCACAAGCAUCUGUCCAUCAGGCUGUCAAGACUGUUCCCCUCACUGAUUUCAGAGGAGAACCUUCAAUCUGAACGCAUUCAAUUCAUCACCAGCUCAAAGCACAGAUGUGUCAACAGCACACUGUCCUUCAAGGCAGGACUGACAGAGGAGUGGGACAUCAAAGAUAAGGAGUUUGACCAUGCUGUGAAUGAUGCUCUCAUGAGGUUUUUUGACAAGUGCACAAAGUUUGUGGAGGAAGUUGACAACAACCCAUCAGCCCUGUCAGAGGUUGAAAAGUUCAAGAAGAGACCAGAGAUGAACAGGGUCCAGCAGAAGAUUGCAGAUCGGCUCAAUGUCGUGUACAGUCUCAUCACAGACGAUAUGGCUGAGGCUGCAUUUUACUUGUGUGCUUACGAAUUUGCCAUCAAGACUGUGAACUCCCCCUGGUGUCAGCUCUUCGAUGAGGAGGACGCAAGGGUUAUGGAGUAUGCAAAUGACCUGAAGCAAUUCUGGAAAAGAGGGUAUGGUCAUGAUAUUAACAGCAAGUCGAGCUGCAUUCUCUUCCACGAUUUGUUCAGUCGCCUCGACAAAGCAGCCAACGAGAGCAAGUCUGGCCAGCAGGUGACUGAAGCCGUGACAGUCCAGAUUGGCCAUGCAGAGACCCUCCUUCCACUGCUAACCCUUCUGGGUUUCUUUAAGGACAACGAUACCCUGACAUCUACCAACUACAUCAAUCAGAGUGAACGAUCCUUCCGCACCAGCCUCAUGUUACCCUAUGCAGCUAACUUAGUCUUUGUGUUGUACGACUGUGGAGGAGGCGACCUGAGACUGCAGCCGCUGCUCAAUGAGAAGCCUGUGACUUUCCCCGGCUUGACUGACGAGCAGGCCUCCAUGCCGCGCUAUCAAGACAUCAGAGAGCGCUACAGAGUACUGCUCCAAGGCUGUGACUUUGAGACGGAGUGUCAGCUGUUCAAGCCGUCGGCUGAUAUUUAGGCAUCCAGGGUUAACUCUGAAGACAAAGGCAUUACAGAGGACUAAAUCUGUGUAGAGUGGAGAUUGUGCACCCUACAGGACUAGGAAUUAGUGGGAAUGCUUCUCCCAUGCAAACCAUGAAUACAUGACUUUUUGAACUGACUUUAGAUCUAAAUGGGUGAACAAAGUGUACACUAUUCGAUGAUGUGUGUUUAUGAAAGCUCACCUGUACCAUUACAAUAUUACAAAGUAUUCAUUACUGCGCAGAAAUGAAAGAAGUUGGGGUCUUUUUUGCAGUGCAUGAAUUUUAUGUGUUCUGUGGAUUAAUUUCAUUGAAGUUGUGUACCUCAACAACAUUUGGUUACCCUCGGUUUGAUUGAGCACAAAAUUGUGUUGUCAGUAUGUAUUACAAGAAGGGUAGUCGUGUUUAUUACUAUAAGUAAUUUUACUUUGCUCAUAAAAUAUAUUUGGCAGGGCUGUUCCUGGACUCUGAACAAAAAAAAAGAAUGAAAUUAAAGUUUAAUUUAUCUUCACUCAACUUCUGGCCUGUAUCAUGUCAUCAACUUUAUAUCGGUUGUCAAUAAGUACAUUUACAAGCACCCUAGUACCCGAUUCCCUGGUUUAAAUCAUAUUUGGGUUAU